UAUUUAUUUAUUUUCCAGUUCCGUAAUUCCUUCAUGCAAGUGUGUCUCUAGGACAAAGAAUAUGUCAAAUUAUUAUAGAAAUAAAGAUAAUUAAUAGUUAUAAGUCUUACAGUCUAAAUCUCAUACAGUAGGAUACACGUAAAGGUCAAUACAGAAACCUCAGAUAACAGUAGUCAUACAAAUAAAUAAUAAAGCUUGUUCUCUAAUUCAUAUUUAAAGCAUUCUAUCAAUAAGUGAUGUACCAUUGUAAAUGGAAAAUUCAAAUGUGAUGCCUAAAAUUAAAAAUAAUUUGGAAAGUAUUACACUCUGUCAAAAAAUUCCUGCAAAGAAUGAAAAAAGUAUUACACUCUGUCAAAAAUUCCUGCAAAGAAUAAAAAGAGCUAUGCAAAAGAUAAAAAGUUUUGGUUGGUUUUUUGAAUUUAGUCAGAUCCCCAAUGAUUGAUAUGUAUAUGUACUGGAAGUUUAAUGCAUACUUUUAUGCUACACUAAAUGAAUGCUUUUCUGUACCAUGCGCUUUUUUUUAUAUAUUUGUGAAGAUCAAGUUUACUUCUUGUAUUAUAACCAUGGCACGCACGGUUUAUUUUGUAAAUGGUACAAUUCUUGUUGGCAUCUAGUAGAAUACAUGCAAGAGCAUCUAGGGUGAACUCUAUCAAUGAUGACUGAUGACAAAGAGUAUAUUUGUUUUUGACUGGUUUCUCUAGAAUAUACGCCAUGUGUCAUAAAUGAAUGGAAAUAUCCAAGGUACACAGGUCUGAUUUUUCCAAGUCACAAACAUACUAGUUUAGGUUGUUAUUAAUGUAAACCUAGGAAUCUGGAAGACUCCAUUCUAAAUUUUCUUUGUCAAUAUAUUUUAUUUCGAUAUCUUCCCUUUUUUUGAGUGUUGUGUGAAACUGAAUGAACUGAGUCUUGUUAACACUGAGAGAUAGUCCAUUUUAAGUGAAUUCUUUAUUCUUUGAAUAUAGUGGUUAUAGUCUUCUCUAGACUGCGGUUCAUUACUUUGUCAAUCAUAAUAAUUGGGUGAUCCGCAAGUAAGGUGAAAUGUACUCUUUAGGCUCACAAACCAUGGCAGGUCAUUGAGGAAUAUUAAGAACAAUAAGGGACAAAAUACUGAGCCAUGCGGUGCUCCACAUUUCUCUGUGCUUCAGGCACAUGCCAUUGCAGAAUUAUUCAAUACUGUCCUCUGUUUCUUGUCUUCUACAUAGGCCUCAAGUCACCUGACACGUUCCACAUCAUUACGAAGUGUCGUAUUCAUGAUCUAUGGAACAAGUAUUAAUCUAAUCUAAUCUAAUCUAAUCUCUACUGUAGCAUUUCAGGUGCCGUGCUUAGCCUUUUUAAGUAGAAUCUAGUGAUCUAUACAGUCAAAUUUUAUUGUUCAUCAAUUUGAGGAUUUGGUUAACAAAUGAGAAAAUAGCCUUUUCAGUUGAAAUGACCUUUCGGAGUCUAAACUGAUUUUACUGAGGAUAACCUGUUUAUUCACACGAGCCAUGAUCCUCUGGGAUUUUUGAAAUACUUGCUAAUUGAAAUUAGCCAGUAGUUAAAAAGUUCAGAUUUAUCACCUUUUUUUUAAACAGCAGUGGUCCUGUUGUCAAUGAGAUUGUGUCUUUGACCUUGAGUACAGGACUAGAAGUGGAUUAAGACUGAUAUGGAUGAGCUUAUGGAAGAACACUGUCAAGAAAUGACCACUGAAAAGCUUAUGGAGUUGCAGGGUGUUUCACAGUAGGAAGCUGUGGAGAGGAGUUCUUCAGAGGAGGAGGAGGAGGAGGAGGAGGAGGAGGAGGAGGAAGUGGUGGUAACACCAAAGCAGCAAUCUUCUAGUGCAAUUAAGAGAAAUGCUGAAAGCAUGAGAUCUGAUUGCAUCGUGCACUGAAAAUCAUCACCCCAAUAAAACAGUGGCUACACAAGCUACAAAUUUAUUUGACAGUAAUGCUGUGUCGGAUUUAUUUAAGGUGUUGAAGCAUCGGUUGAGAUAAAUGACUAUAGAUGGCUUUCUAGUAAAAAAGAAUUAGUUAUGAAUCAUGAAUAAUAAAGUACAUAAUAGUGUAUGUAUAAUUUUCUUUGAAUAAAUGGCAUGAAUAAGAUGAAACACAGAUUCUGGAAGAAAUUAUGCUUGCUAUGUGAGAUUCCACUGUAAUCAUGCAUGGGUUUAUAGGUAAAAGUUAUCUAGUGCCACCCUCCCCCUCCCCUUCUCACAUUUUGUAUUUUAAGUGCACAAAUACUGUAGUUUUUAGUUUGUUCAAACCGUGAAACUGUUUUCAAUGAAAUCUUCAAUAUAAUAAUUACACUUUCCCAACAGGUCAGUGAAGGGCAAUACUUUUUGGGAACCAGUCUCCAUGUUAAAUAUAUCAUUGAUUUUUACUUUAGUGUACGUUUUUAUCCCUGUGUACUUUGGCAUUUGGGCAUGGAGUUUUGAAUGAUGUGUAAGAGGUUUAAAAUUCUCUCUGUUGUGAGUGCUGUAGUUGUGGUACGUGUCAAGUGCAUGUCAACUGGUUUUUACUGAAAUCCUGUUCUGUCCUCUUAAAGCAGGCUUGUAUAUUCUGUGGGCACUUUGAGUUAUUGAUUUUCAUUGUACUAUCAUGACAGUUCCUUUAUCAUUGUGAGAUGAUAUUUAGGUGAAUAAAUAAAUAAAUAUAAGAAAACAGAAACGGAGAAAAUGGAUAGUACUUUUAAAUAUCUGACCAUUUGUUGACAGGAUAUCUGUAGCUUUGCAACACCUGUUCCUGAUUAUUAUCUUUGAUAAUACUAGGAGCCUUGUGAUGUUUGCUGAAUUUCCCUAGAACACUACACUAUAACCAACAACCAACUCAAAGUAGCAGUAAUAGACUAUCUUCCUCGUAACAACAUGUGUGACACUUGACAAAAUACCACAACGAAUGCUAAGGUAUUCAGUUUAUUUCCUAAGUUGCCUGAGUGUAUCUUCCAAUUUAAAUUUUAUUCGAGAGUUAGACCUCUGAACUUCACAUGGUUUGCUUCUGCGAUAUCCUAAGCAAAGCAUGUAAUUUUUAUUUCAUGUCAUUCUAAUUAGUUACUAUCAGAUUGCUUCAUUUUGGUUUCAGUUAAGUUUUUUUAGUCCAUUUUGAUGGAAUGAAGAGUCAAGUUUUUUAAAAGUAUUUUCGAAACUUUCUGCAAUUAUUUUAGGCACCUCAUUUGUAAUUAGAACUGAUGUUUCAUCAGCAAAGAAAACUGAAUGAACAUCAAUAUCAAGUGGUAGGUCAUUUACCUAGGAAAGGAACAUAUAGGAAGACCAUAUCAAAUCUUGUGGAGCUCCUACGAUUUUUUUUUCCGGUCUGAGUAGUAAUUGCUUGAAUCUGAAGUUACAAUUACUCUUUGUUUGCUAGCUGUUAAGUAAGAGUUGAACCACUAUAGAGCAGUAUCCCUGAUUCCAUGGAUCUGAAAUUUGUGAAGACAUAAGGAGCGGUUCUCUGAAUCAAACGAACUUGUACGAAUACAGAAUAUUUCUGUAACCUUUUUACCCUCAUCAAAUGUAGAGCAUAUCUUUUGAGCAAACUCACUGAUGAUAUUCACAGUGUUUUUCUUCUGAUUGGCAAAUGUAUUUUAUCCCACCCACACGAGUUUUUUUUUUUUGAAGAUAAUACUUCAUCUUGCGGCAUUUUUUUUUUUUUUUUUUUCAAAUUGUUUAAUAUGUCUUCUGGCUCUUUUCCAAAUUUAUGAAAUAUUUGUCAUGUCUUGAUAGGCUGUCAUUUCUACAUCUGAUUAGUUAAGAAUUCAUUGAAAUAACUGGAUAUCUCAACAGGGUUUACUAUAACACUUUCAAAUCUAAUUUUCAAAACAUCUUGACAUUUGUUCAUAAUAUCACUCAGCAACUGAUCACACUGCUUUUGUCUUGUUUCUGUGGACAAUGAAUGUUUUAUUUGCCACUCUUUUUUUUUUGCUGUCAGUGCAACAUUUCACAUAUACCUUAAUACCAGUUUUUUUUUCUUUUUUUCUAAAGCAGGUUUUCUGUUUGACUUUGACUCACUAUGGAGCUGCCCCUUUCUGGCACUAGUUUUCUGUAUAUUUCACAUUCAUUGGCCCCAGCAACUCUCCAAUUACCAUCUUAACACCACAUAUAUACCUUGGACUUUGUGAGGGAGUUGGGAACUAGGGGCACAUUAGCACUCCCGAAACACACAAUAUAAACCAAUAUAAACACUGUAUAAACCAGGACACUCAAAAAUAAUUUAAUUCCCGCUCUCCCCCCCAGGUUGUAAUUUCUUAGAAUAAUAAUGCAGGCCUGUAGCUUAUAAAAAUAAGUUCCACUUAAUGGACUAAAUGCUGUGAUCCUCAAUGAAAGCACAUUUUACUUUCAACAAAUGUUUAGGUAUGUGAGAUAAUCUUACUCAUACUGCACGCUACGAAAUCUCUGCACAUUCACAGCGUCAAAAUUAACUGAAGUAUUAUUUUUGCGGAUACAAUUUAAAAGUAAUUGAUCCGGGUUUACAAUUAAUGGCGAUCAAAUUUGGUGCAACAGCCGCCAAGGGAAUGUCUUCGAUGUGUUGUGACAGUAAAUUUCAUAAUCAUCUAGUGGCCCUGUGUAAUCCGAAACAUUACAUACUUAAACAAAUACACUGAAUGUAUUUUAAUGCGGUGACUCCUUUUGUGAUCAAAGUUUUUUUUUAUAUUAUAUAAAAAUAAUAACUUUUGAAGAGAUUCUGAAAUGUCUGUGUUAUACGAUUCUGUUGUUUAUGUUCCGUCAUUAUUCAUUUUCACAUUGCUGUUCACGGUGACUUCAUAGAUGGUAUGAAUUUACUGUUUUCUCUUGCCAUAACAUCAUUUAAUUCUCGUCAUAUAUUGACGCGGUUACCAUCACUAUCUCAACACGAGACUUAUUUCCAAGAAUAAUCGAAGUAUAUGUUUACAUAUAGAGAUUCGAAUUCACAUAACCUCACACCGUCUUCCUCGCCGUUACGCUUCACAUCGCUUCUUUUUUACAGUACAGAUAACACAUUUCGUAUUUAGCGGGCUUCUACUAAUCAGAGAUUGUCUUCGUGUCUUGUGGCGCUGAACCUAACCUAAACCCACUUCGACGUGAGUAGUCAAGAAGGCUGUGGGUCAAGAAGCGAGUCUUGCUACUUAAAUGCGCCUAUGAACCACCAUUUUGUUUAUUUUCGUGUGAAAUUGGUGAAUUGUGAUCUGUGCAACAUAAGUUUUUAUAUGUUUAAGAUUUAGUGAUUAUAAAAUUACGUGUAUUAUAUAUGGUUCGGUCGUUUCCCCUGGUAACAGGGGGUGAAGAAAUCCGCAGACAUUGGGCGCAUUGCAAGUAAACACGUUAAAGUGACGGUGUCCGGUAAAAACUCAGUCGGUUCUGGGAAAGAUCGUACAGUUAGUCUUAAUUUAAAAAAACCAAAAAUUCAGAUCACGACAGUUGAAAAUAUGAAUCACGUAAAUGACAAGGAAAAUCAAAAUAAUGACGUAGAGGAGAUGGACACACAAGAAGGUGGAGUAGACGGUGGCGGAGAGACCCAAAUGAACGGUGAGACACAAGAUCAAACCGUGUCACAGGACGCGGAAAUGGAAGAAGAUGAAGCCCGUUCGGAAGCCACCUUCAGGUAUACUGUAACAAACUUCAGCAAACUGAAAGACACACAAUUGUCCCCUCCAACCUACGUGAGAAAUCUACCCUGGAAGAUCAUGGUGAUGCCAAGAACAAGUCCUGCCCAAGAUAGACAAAAUCAGAGAAGUCUAGGUUUUUUCCUCCAGUGUAAUGGAGAAUCGGAAUCAACAUCGUGGAGUUGCAAUGCUACUGCCGAACUGAGGUUGCUGAGCAAUAAGGAGGGCGUCCCACCAUUCUCUCGGACGAUACAGCACCUCUUCUACAGCAAAGAAAAUGACUGGGGGUUUAGCCAUUUUAUGUCCUGGCAGGAUGUUCUAGAAUCGGAUAAGGAGUAUGUUAAAGAUGACUCAAUUACGCUGGAGGUUAAGGUCCAGGCUGAUGCACCACAUGGCGUGAGUUGGGAUUCGAAGAAACAUACAGGAUAUGUAGGUCUUAAAAAUCAGGGUGCCACAUGCUACAUGAACUCUCUUCUGCAGACACUGUAUUUUACAAACCAACUAAGGAAGGCUGUUUACAAAAUGCCAACAGAGAGUGAUGAUUCAAGCAAAAGUGUAGCACUAGCACUUCAGAGGGUAUUCCACGAGUUGCAGUUUUCAGACAAACCUGUCGGUACAAAGAAACUAACAAAAUCUUUUGGCUGGGAGACGUUGGACUCCUUCAUGCAGCAUGAUGUUCAAGAAUUUCUACGUGUGCUGUUGGACAAACUUGAAAGUAAGAUGAAGGGAACCUGUGUUGAAGGAACUGUGCCAAAGCUCUUUGAAGGAAAGAUGGUGUCUUUCAUUAAAUGCAAGAACAUUGACUAUACAUCUACAAGAGUAGAGACCUUUUAUGAUAUUCAACUCAACAUCAAGGGGAAGAAAAAUAUUGAUGAAUCAUUUCGUGACUACAUAACAACAGAAGUAUUGGAUGGUGACAACAAGUAUGAUGCUGGUGAGCAUGGUUUACAGGAUGCUGAGAAAGGAGUGAUAUUCUCAGCAUUCCCUCCAGUUCUGCAUUUACAUCUUAUGAGGUUCCAGUAUGAUCCCAUAACUGAUUGUUCAGUUAAAUUUAAUGACAGGUUUGAAUUCUAUGAAAAAAUAAGUCUUGAGCCAUACUUGCAGCAACCUGAGCCAACAAGAGCAGAUUACACACUUCAUGCAGUUCUGGUACAUAGUGGAGAUAAUCAUGGUGGCCACUAUGUAGUUUUUAUAAAUCCCAAAGGUGAUGGAAAGUGGUGUAAGUUCGAUGACGAUGUAGUGUCUCGUUGUACAAAAACAGAAGCCAUUGACAACAAUUAUGGAGGCCAUGAUGAUGACAUGAACAUGACAGUGAAGCACUGUACUAAUGCAUAUAUGUUGGUCUACAUUCGUGACAGUGAAUUAAAAAACGUGUUACAAGAAGUGACUGAAGAGGAUAUUCCUCAGGAGCUAGUGGAGAGGUUACAAGAAGAGAAACGAAUGGAACAGAUACGCCGCAAGGAAAGGAACGAAGCUCAUCUAUACAUGUCUGUUCAAGUACUGCUAGAGGACAGCUUUGAUGGCCAUCAGGGAAAUGAUUUAUAUGACCCUGAACGUGCACAGUAUAGAAUAUUCAGGGUACGGAAACAAACGACGCUUCAAGAACUCCUGGAACACUUAGCAGAAAGUAUGAAGUAUCCAGUUGACCAAAUACGACCGUGGCCAUUUGGAUUCAGGUCAAAUCAAACUUGUAGGCCAACGCUAAUUGAUGUUGAAGCAGACUUGCACAAGCCUAUAUUGGAAGUUGCUGAAAAUCAGAAUCCUUGGAAUAUUUUCUUGGAGGUUGUACCUCCAGAUUCUGGUUUGCAGACUCUUCCCCCUUUUGACAAGGACACAGAUGUGCUGCUGUUCUUCAAAUUGUAUGAUCCAAAAAACAAGAGGAUACAUUACUGUGGGCAUCAUUACAUGCCUGUCGCAGCAAAAGUCCAGGAACUUAUUCCAAUGUUGAAUGAAAGGGCAGGCUUCCCUGCAGAUACAGAACUAAUAUUAUAUGAAGAAAUAAAACCAAAUAUGGUAGAAAAAAUUGAAAACUGCAAUGAGCCUUUGGAGAAAGUUCUUGAAGAACUGAUGGAUGGUGAUAUUAUCGUCUUUCAAAAAGAUGAAAGAGAAGAUUCAGAACUUCCAACAUGUAAAGACUACUUUAAGGAUUUGUUUCACCGUGUUGAAGUAACUUUCUGUGAUAAAAUGAUACCCAACGAUCCAGGAUUUACGAUUGAUCUGUCACAGAGGAUGACUUAUGAUCAAAUGGCACGAGCUGUCGCCGAACGAGUUGGUGUAGACCCUUACUUGCUUCAGUUCUUUAAGUGUCAAAACUACAAAGAUAGUCCUGGAAACCCUCUCCGGUGCACCUAUGAUGGAACAUUAAAAGAAUUGCUAGUUUAUUGCAAGCCUAAGACGCCUAAGAAAAUAUUUUAUCAGCAGCUUAGUAUACGAAUUAAUGAACUUGAAAACAAGAAACAAUUUAAGUGUAUAUGGGUAGGCCCAAAAUUGAAAGAAGAAAAGGAGCUAAUACUGUACCCAAAUAAAAAUGGUACAGUAUCUGACCUCUUGGAAGAAGCAAGAAAGCAGGUUGAACUGUCCGAAAAUGGGUCUGGAAAACUUAGGAUAUUUGAAGUAAACUGCAACAAAAUUAUUUCUGGCCCAAAGGAAGAUGGUCCACUAGAAACACUAAACUCUUCUGCUAGUAAAACAUUCAGGAUAGAGGAGAUACCACGAGAUGAACUGCACCUAGCGGAUGAUGAAAUGCUAAUGCCAGUUGCCCAUUUUUAUAAGGACAUUUUCUCUACAUUUGGCAUUCCAUUCUUCCUUAAAGUGAAGCAUGGGGAGCCAUUUUCAAAGAUUAAAGAUAGAUUACUGAAGAAAUUAGGAAUUCAAGAAAAAGAAUUUGAGAAGUUUAAAUUUGCACUAGUUGUGAUGGGGAGGCAAACAUUUAUUGAACAGCCAGACUACUGCAUAAAUUUGCAGGAUUUCAGGUGUCAUCCAAACCAAGGAAACACUGCACCAAUGCCUUGGCUUGGGCUAGAGCAUGUAAACAAAGCUCCCAAACGAUCUAGGUACAAUUAUCUGGAGAAGGCUAUUAAAAUCUACAACUGAGAAGUCCUAGGCUGUUUCUUGUACAUACGUAAUUUGGUUGCAAGGACUCCAAGAGAAAGCAACCUUUAUUUGUAAUGAAGAGGUAUUUAAACCUCAGAAAGACUGAGUGGGAUUGUGUUGUGAACAGACAUUCAGUGACAUUGGUGUGGUGAACUGUGUCUGCAGCAACAGUGAUAAAAUAACGAACUGUGUCAUUUUGUCAGAUGUGACAAGUACAGCGUUGUGUGAUCAGGUAAUAAAAUUGUUGUGUUAUUUCUUUGCCAAUGACUAUUCCUCAUUCGUUAUGAAUGCUGCUUCCCGAUAACUCAAGACACGGCUGUGUUGAUUAAUGAAUAAAUUAUACACCAAUUAAAAUUUUUCCUUGCUUGUAGAUACGAAUUUUACAGUAAGAACAUUUUUACAAGUCAUUUUUCCCCGUUUAUGACCCUGUGGUUCGUGUUCCUCAUUGUUCUGCACUGUGGUGAUGUGACUGUCUGCUGUUUUGCUACAGUGGAAGAAUGAAGAAAGCACCUGUGAAUAAUCCGGUUUAAAUGUUUGUAAGUAAUCUGUUUUUAAAGACAAUAGUAUGUUCUGUGAGGUUACCAGAGUUUGUGACAAGAUUUAAGGAUAGCAUGUGUACAAAGACCAAGAGAAGUUCAUCAGCAAACUUUGUGGUAUAACAUAAUUAUACUAAAUGCGCUAUCAAAAUUGUAAGUUCAGAUGUUAUGCACAGGAAUUUUAUUUCGUACUGUUUUAGUCGCUUUAAAGUAACCAAUUCUAAUAAGUCAGUUUUGUGAAAGAAAUUGUUUCGUGAAUUGGGACUUAAUUGUUGAGUAAUGGAUUAAUAAAAAGAAAGUUAUUUUUGGACCUGAAACAACUGUUACAUUUUUUUCUUUGUAUUUCCAGCAAUUAUUUUUAAGAGCAACAGUUUACCAUGAAAAUUAUUUAGUAUUCAUGUCAUUUUAAAUGUUUUAUAUGCAUUAAGAUAAUUUUAAUGCUUAAUGCCAUUACCCUUAAAAAUAGUUUUAUGCAGAAUGAAGUGCCUCCAUUUUGUGAUUAAAUUUUAUAUUAGUGAACGAUUGCACUGGAAUUGCUUCAAUGAACUUUUUCCCCUAAUUUGUAAAAAUCUGAAUGUUAACAGUGAAUGCAUAUAAUUUAUUUACGAACAAAAAUAUAUUUUUUUACAAACAGAGAAAAUUUUGUCAGGAUUAUUUCAUAAAUCAUUGUUUUAUCAUUUAGAGAAUUGUGUGUUGGCAUGUCUUGUUUUUCACUGUAUCUGGGUUCAGUUCAUUUCAGUGCAGAGUUUCAUUCAUGUGUUAGGCAAACACUCCAGACAAUGAAUUUCUACCAUAAUUGCUCCUUGUUUAUUACUUUGUGUGUACAGUUUGGACAUUUUACGUCCAAUACCAGUUGUAAAAUGUGUGAGUGAAAAGAUUAAGUAGGUUUGGAGGGUCUGGAGGUUUGCAACAAUGACAUGAAUUUUUUAUAAAAAAAAUGUAAAAAAUAUUUGUUAAAUAUUGCACUAGACUGAAUUAUGAAUUUACAUGGACUGUGUGUGUGUGUGUGUGUGUGUGUGUGUGUGUGUGUGUGUGUGUGUGUGUGUGUGUGUGUGUGUGUGUAUAUAUAUAUAUGUAUAUGAAGAAAAUUAUGACUUAAAAUUUUGCUGAUAAUUAGUUGUUAAAAGAUUUGAAGUGUCUGCUUUCAGAGUACAUAACAGUAUUAACAGAGCGAUCUCUCUGACACUGAAAUCUUUCAUUGGCUUACUGAUUAUCAGCCAGCAUUGAAAGUCAGUCUUAACAUUUUCAUUGCAGUUCUGUGUAAAUAAUUCAUUUUGUACAUAACUCUGUAAAUAGUUGUAAUGGUUAAAGCAGGAUAACAUGAAUGAAUAUUAAUCUUUGGUUUCAUUUUAUUGUAAUAAUAAAGGCACCAGGAUUUCAGUACA
Schistocerca gregaria is the source of this 10561-nucleotide messenger RNA. It is a transcript of the gene Usp7, whose product is annotated as ubiquitin carboxyl-terminal hydrolase 7. The record is from RefSeq and is a predicted model, not a curated record. The transcript is spliced from 23 exons. Gene Ontology annotation, molecular function: protein binding; cysteine-type deubiquitinase activity; cysteine-type endopeptidase activity. The coding region runs from base 5371 to 8640 and encodes 1089 amino acids. Gene Ontology annotation, biological process: protein deubiquitination; regulation of protein stability. Gene Ontology annotation, cellular component: nucleus; cytosol. NCBI's taxonomy places the organism in Eukaryota, Metazoa, Arthropoda, Insecta, Orthoptera, Acrididae.